AUGGCCCCGGGGCCUACGGGAAUGCCCGGUGUGAACGUCGCUCAGCCAAUACCAGGGUCAGAUCCAACAACGGACACGUACGUUACUUUGCAGGUUACCGAUCCUCAGGUCACUGCUCCAACAACUAUUUCCACGAUUGAGCCGAGUGGGUCUAGCCCAGGAUUCAUUGUAGUUGCAGAACCUCCGCCUUUUCAAACUUCUGAGGUUGUGCUACCUGGUAUUCCCAGCCCGACAGCAAUUGUGACAAUCCCGCCAGAGAGCGGCACCCCUGGUACUGUCAUCGUAGCUCGUCCCCCUUCUACCGUCACAUCUGAGGUGAUAAUACCUGAUGCUACGGGCCCUAUUACCCUUUCCACGAUUCCUCCUAGCGGCACAGUGCCUGGUACCAUCAUUGUCGGUCAGCCUACUGUGUAUAGCACUUCUGCCGUUGUCCUUACUGGGACUGACGCCAGCACGGCUACGGCGCCAGUGACUCUGACGUCCAUCUUGCCAAGCGGUACUUCGCCUGGGUUAGUUGUGGUUGGAUAUCCUCCUCAGUUUGUGACCUCAGAGAUACAAUAUCCUGAAGAUGAGGGCGGCGGGACUGGUGUUGUUCCUAUAUCAACAAUUGAGCCUUCUGGAAGUGUACCAGGAACUAUCAUUGUUGCUCGUCCGAGCUUCAUCACAUCAGAUCCAUUGACAGCUUCGUCACUUCAACCGACGCCAGUGUCGUCACAGGGGGCGACUGUAACCUCUCCAGGCUCUUCUCAGGUGGAUAUAGGAGUUGAAGAGCCUGGAACGUCACCCACAGCAAACAAUGGGAUCAGCUUAAGCAACACAGCUGUACCGACUGCGACGCCAGCCGAAACCAUUGAUGAUGGAACCUCUGUCUCUGGUGGAGCAUUGCCGACGACAGGAAACCAGCAAGGCAGGCCUGCCCCAGAUACUAACCUGCCGGGAGCGGCUACAGGAUCGAGUACUCAGGGGUUUGCCGACAACAGCAGCUUCUUUCUCCUCAAUUGUUUCAACUCCGAGCUUAGCAGAUCCAUCAAACGUCUCAACUCCUCCAACUGCAGAGGAGACACCUACUCUAUCAGGACCAUUUUCGGCUUCACCAACCGUAUCGGCUUCGUCAAGAACAUCGUUAGGGUCAUCAAAUCUAUUGGAUUCCUCUAG
Molecule: messenger RNA, 1155 nt
Organism: Colletotrichum truncatum
Lineage: Eukaryota; Fungi; Ascomycota; Sordariomycetes; Glomerellales; Glomerellaceae
Source: RefSeq, a predicted model, not a curated record